AUGUUUCCACCACCAACACAAGACGCGGAUUCUGCUAUCCGCCUGACCGAUUCGGAUGCGGCCCUUGCACGACUCUCUGCUGUGCGCAAGAAGUAUCUUGAAGAUCCUUUCAUUCCAUUCCUUGUGCCGAGAGCCGCGUUCCAGACCCCCCGACCCCCCUUGAUCAACAUUGGAACUUUUGUCCGCGCCACCGCCAUCGAUGACCUCGUCUUCCAGUGGCUACAAACAUCAUUGAACCAAGGCAUCCGCUCCCAGAUUAUCAGUCUUGGAGCAGGUAGCGACACUCGAUUUUGGCGCAUCGCGACUGGUCCAUAUAAAGAUGCCCUCGAGACCUAUAUCGAGCUUGAUUUUCCCGACAUCACAAGCAAGAAGGCCAUGGCCAUUCGCAAAAGCAAGGAUCUGAGUGCGAUAUUGGGGGAGGUCAACGUUUCGCUUGGCGGCACUGGCCUGACCUCUACCAACUAUCAUCUUCUUCCUGUCGACCUGCGCCUGCCUCCAGAAGCCACACUUGCCAACCAUCUAAGCAGCGCAAUCCUUUCCUCGACGCUCCCUACUCUCCUGCUGUUCGAAUGUGUGUUGGUGUAUAUGUCGCCGGAGGCGUCCUCAGCAAUACUACAAUGGUUCGUGGAGUUUUUCUCUGGUGGGGAAACCGCUCCACUCGGGAGCAUCGUCUAUGAAAUGUUUGGUUUGCAAGAUGCCUUCGGACGCGUGAUGGUGGAGAACCUCAAGGCGCGGAACGUCUCCCUCCCGGGUGCUGCACCCUAUUCCGACAUCCACUCGUUGCCAACUCGGUUCACUAACGUGGGCUUCACUGCUGCUCAUGCGUUAACCCUCAAAGAAAUUCGCAAAUCUUAUAUUUCGGCAACUGAGCUGGAAAGGAUUGCUCAUUUGGAACUGGUUGAUGAGGUGGAGGAACUUGAGCUUGUUUUGAACCAUUAUGCAAUUACAUGGGGACUCUGUGCUCCAACGGAGGCAUUGAGGACCGCUUGGGGAGGCUGGGGACUGGUCAAGGCUGUCACAAUACCUUCAGAUGAAGACGAUGAAUGA
This is a messenger RNA of Mycena indigotica, 1047 nucleotides long. RefSeq names its product Leucine carboxyl methyltransferase 1. NCBI's taxonomy places the organism in Eukaryota, Fungi, Basidiomycota, Agaricomycetes, Agaricales, Mycenaceae. Gene Ontology annotation, molecular function: protein C-terminal leucine carboxyl O-methyltransferase activity. The record is from RefSeq and is a predicted model, not a curated record. Gene Ontology annotation, biological process: C-terminal protein methylation. The transcript has 4 exons. The coding region runs from base 1 to 1047 and encodes 348 amino acids.